GACUGGUGAGCAUCGCAUCGUUUGUGUGUGAAAUGAGUUCGACACUGAACUUCAGCCAGGUGCUGCUCCUGGUGCUGCCGCUCUGCCUGCUGUCUACGGUCUUGGCCAGCAGCCGAAUCAAUGACAGAAAGUCACCCAACGAGGUCAGUCUCUACAGCGAGUCGGACAAUGUGAAAAUGCUGGACAGUGAGUCACUGAGAAAGGCACUCGAAAUGGAUGGCGACAAAAGCAAGCUGGUGCAGUUCCUCAACACCUUUUGCGGCGACUGCCAACGCUUUGCCCCGAUCUUCAAGGGCCUGGCCCGUGACCUGUACAAGUGGAACUCUAUCCUCCGGAUCUAUGGCGUGGACUGUGCCCAGGAGAGGAAUGUGGACGUGUGUCGGGAGUUUGACAUCCGUCAGACGCCCACAUUGCGUUACUUUGCCUUGGACUCCUACAAACACAAUCAUAGCCUGGGCUUGGAUAUACCCAGCCAGGAUCCCCAGGUAAUAACCACAACGCUGGCCGACUUUAUAUCCCGCAAUGAGCAGCCAAACUUUGCACCCCUGAAGAAGGAUGAUAAUGCGGAGACUCUCUUUAAGAGGCACAUAGCUCUUGGUUCUCCAGUGCAGUUCAUUGCUCUGGUGUUUCAGCCUAAGGAUUCCCUGAUAGGCAGGGACACGCUGCUGGAACUCUUGCCUUACAAAGAGCUGGAGGUGCGUAUUGUAGAGGAUCCUGCUGUGUUUGCCAACUUUGGCCUGAAGGACACCUCCCUAAAGUUGGCCAUCAUUGAUCAUGAAGGAAAAGCCAAGAGUCUGACAAGCGCCGAGGAUACAAGUAAAGCCUAUGCCGCUGUUCUGGGGGAGUACCUUCAGUCUCUCAAUUACCAACCAGAGCCACCACUACCUAUCGUCGAGGCUUCGAAUAUGACUGAGUUCUUGGAUCAACAGAAUCAGGCCAUCAUAACGGAGGUGCUGAAGCCACCAAGGCGAGUCUAUCGAGCCGAUCUGGAGCAGGCCAUCGACAAACUUCUCCACAUCGAGCUACCCAAGCCGCCGUUCCUCGAGGGCAAUAACUUGACCGCCCUGAAGAAUAUCAUUACCGUGGUCAGUUACCUCAAUCCAUUGAAUAAGGAUGGUCAGCAGCUGCUGAAAAACCUCCGAGGUUCCCUGAGCAAGGCCAAGACCAUGACAGGAGUUCAGUUAGCCGAAACAGUAGAAUCCCUGGAGAAGCCACUGAAGAAAAUAUUCAAGGCAAGGCGUUACGUUGGCUGCAUUGCCUCGCGUCCCUUCCUGCGCGGAUUCACCUGCUCGCUGUGGACACUUUUCCACUUCCUCACCGUGGAGGCGGCCAAGCCGCCGUACUACUUUAAGCCUGGCUCUGUCCUCUUGACCAUUCAUGGUUUUGCCAAGUACUUCUUUGGCUGUUCGGACUGCUCGAGGCACUUCCAGGAGAUGGCCAAGCGGCGACGCCUGGCUUCGGUCAAGAGCCACGACGAGGAGAUCCUCUGGCUGUGGGAGGCCCACAAUGAGGUCAAUCAGCGAGUGGCCAGUGACUCCACCGAGGAUCCAAAGUUUCCCAAGUUGCAGUUUCCCAGCGAAGAGGAUUGCCCCACCUGCCGGUCCAGCAACAAUAGCUCCGAGUGGCAGAGGGAAGAGGUGCUCAAGUAUUUGAAAACGAUCUACGAUAGAGGGAACCUGAGCUUUUAUGGUCUUCCCACUGCUCAGGGAUAUAAUUGAAUAAUCCUUGGAUAAUUAUUCUUACUUAGCGUUUAAUAUUUACGAUAUUUGUAAGCGUUUUUGCACUUUUUUAAAGUUCUUACUAAAUAAAAUGUAUCUUUAACAUACAGAAAGUAGAAUUAAUACCAUAAAAUCAUAA
Molecule: messenger RNA, 1857 nt
Organism: Drosophila kikkawai
Lineage: Eukaryota; Metazoa; Arthropoda; Insecta; Diptera; Drosophilidae
Product: sulfhydryl oxidase 2-like
Biological process (GO): protein folding
Cellular component (GO): Golgi membrane
Molecular function (GO): protein disulfide isomerase activity; flavin-dependent sulfhydryl oxidase activity
Source: RefSeq, a predicted model, not a curated record